AUGAAGUUCGCCGAGCAUCUUGCUGCCCAUAUAACGCCAGAAUGGCGCAAGCAGUACAUACAGUACGAGGAGAUGAAGGCUCAAUUGUAUGCAGCAGUAGAGCAAUCGCCCUCUGCGGAGCUGGUUGAUCCAGAGGUGCUCACUCGCUAUUUCGCCAAGUUCGACGAACAAUUUUUCCACUACUGUGAUAGCGAGUUGGCAAAAAUUAACACCUUCUAUUCUGAGAAACUAGCAGAAGCGACCCGAAAAUUUGCCAACCUUCGGACGGAGUUGAGUGAAACGCUCGAGAUGGAAGAGGGCACGCGGAAAAAGAACAAGGAUAACCUGCACAAAAUGAAAAAGAAUCUGCUGCGCAAAAAGAACGUGUCAGUGCGCAAGAUCCAGGAGCUUAAACUCGCAUUUAGUGAGUUUUAUCUGAGCUUGAUUCUGCUUCAAAAUUAUCAGAACCUCAACUUCACCGGUUUCCGAAAGAUUCUCAAGAAACACGAUAAACUGUUGAACGUCGACUUUGGGGCACGAUGGCGCGCCGAGCACGUUGAAUCCGCGCACUUCUACGUCAACAAGGACAUCGACCGGCUGAUCCAUGAGACGGAAAACAUUGUGACGAACGAGAUCGAAGGUGGCGACCGGCAAAGGGCCAUGAAGCGACUGCGAGUGCCUCCUCUGGGCGAGCAGCAGAGCCCAUGGACCACGUUCAAGGUUGGGCUUUUCUCAGGAUCACUCAUAGUGCUGUGUGUGGCUGUUGUUCUGUCCGCCAUGUUCCACGUGCGGCGGGACGAUUGGAUUGUCGCGUUCCGCUUGUUCCGUGGGCCAUUGCUAAUCGUAGAGUUUAUGUUCCUGUGGGGCAUAAACGUGUAUGGAUGGCGCUCAUCCGGCGUAAACCACGUGCUAAUCUUUGAGUUAGAUCCUCGGAACCACCUGUCUGAGCAGCAUAUUAUGGAGCUGGCGUCCAUUUUUGGUGUCGUCUGGACGAUGAGUGUGUUGGGAUAUCUGUACGCCGACGCGUUGGCCAUACCGGCGUACCUGAGCCCGUUAAUACUCUAUCUGUUAAUGGCCGGUUUUUUGCUCAAUCCAACGAAAACCUUCCGUCACGAGGCGCGCUUCUGGACGCUCCGGAUCCUCAGCCGAAUCAUGUUGGCACCGUUUUUCUAUGUGAACUUUGCCGAUUUCUGGCUGGCGGAUCAGCUGAACAGUAUCGUACCGGCAUUCCUGGAUCUGCAGUAUUUUCUGUGCUUUUUCUCCACCAUAAGCAAUUGGAGCUACGCGGAAGAACCGAACCAGUGCAUCAAUAACUCACUUUGGAUACGGCCGGUCGUCGCGAUGCUGCCUGCAUGGUUCCGAAUGGCGCAAUGUCUUCGGCGAUUCCGGGAUACUCGGGACGCGCAUCCACAUCUCGCAAACGCCCUUAAGUAUUCGACGUCGUUCUUCGUUGUUAUAUUUUCAUCGAUAACCCAGGCGACUCGUGACCAGUACGCAAAAAGCUCAGACAAUCCGUGGUUUUACUUGUGGAUCAUCGCGGCCAUCGUAUCGUCAUGUUACUCGUACACUUGGGAUAUCAAGAUGGAUUGGGGAUUGUUCGAUUCGAAGUCCAGCGACAACAAGUUUCUGCGAGACGAGAUCGUCUACAGCUCGAACUGGUUCUACUACUUUGCAAUUGUUGAAGAUCUGAUAUUACGCUUCGGCUGGACACUUUCGAUGAGCCUAAUCGAAAUGGGGUAUAUCGACCGCGAAAUCAUCGUAUCCAUCCUUAGCCCGUUGGAGGUGUUCCGGCGCUUUAUCUGGAACUACUUUCGGUUGGAGAACGAGCAUCUCAAUAACUGCGGUAACUUCCGUGCCGUUCGAGACAUUUCUGUUGCACCAAUGGAUUGUUCCGACCAGACAACCAUACUGCGCAUGAUGGACGAGGAGGAUGGCGUUCGAAAUCGGCGAACGGUCAAGAAGGUGCCAAAUAAAAAGAAGUCCGAGCAGCGUCUGCUUCUACGCGAAGCGGAAUCCACGGAAGAUUUGGAAAUCAGCGACCAACCGAAAAAGAGGGUCCAGUGGGUAAUUUAGCGAAUUGGCAAACAGGUGUGCGAAGGAUUCGAAAGCCCGAGUACUCCUAAACCGGAAAUGGUAGGCUAAUGAAGGCACGUGGUUCAAGAGUUAUCAGCUGCAACAAAUCACAUCGGCUAGUGGUAAUGUACUAAAUUAUGAUUUGAACGAAACUCACGAUUAUUGUGUAUUGACGACACUGCCGUUCAAUGGCACAUUGUGAAAUCUUUGCCAAAAAGAAAAUUGAUCAUACAUACAACAGUAGUAUUUAUUUCAAAGUUAACCUGGCGAAAGCCAAAAGCAA
Molecule: messenger RNA, 2335 nt
Organism: Anopheles nili
Lineage: Eukaryota; Metazoa; Arthropoda; Insecta; Diptera; Culicidae
Gene: PXo
Product: xenotropic and polytropic retrovirus receptor 1
Exons: 6
Coding region: 1-2052 (683 amino acids)
Biological process (GO): phosphate ion transport; cellular response to phosphate starvation
Cellular component (GO): Golgi apparatus; plasma membrane; cytoplasm
Molecular function (GO): inositol hexakisphosphate binding
Source: RefSeq, a predicted model, not a curated record